This is a messenger RNA of Brassica rapa (field mustard), 3311 nucleotides long. Its product is annotated as RING-H2 finger protein ATL65. Gene Ontology annotation, molecular function: transferase activity. NCBI's taxonomy places the organism in Eukaryota, Viridiplantae, Streptophyta, Magnoliopsida, Brassicales, Brassicaceae. The record is from RefSeq and is a predicted model, not a curated record. Gene Ontology annotation, biological process: protein ubiquitination.
GAGAAAUAUCUCCGGGACUGAAAAGAAAGUAGUUGAGCAAUAAAUUGUGGAGUCAUUGUGUUUUAAAUGUAUAGAUAGGGCAAGCCAAGUACUUCUGACCAGCUUUUUAAUGCACCUUUAUUGCCUUCAGAAACAAUACUAUGAAUUUACAUAUAUUUUCAUGCAAGUAAUCCUUUGUUUUUUCUUUGGGUCACAUGCAAGUAAGUAGCUCUGCAUCUUGAAAUAAUCAAAGAAGUAAUGAGUGGAGUGGGUACUUGGUCAUAUGGACUUAACUUAUGUAACUUAACUUAUGUAACAUGUAACUUGGUUAGUUACUAGAUUAGAAUUAUAGUCUCAUAUUUUAACUGAACCUGAAAAUUUACAUAUGACGUAAUUCUACAUUGAAUUAACAUCCGUGGAAUGUAUUUACCCACCAAAUAAGCAUGUCAUUGGUCAGUCAGAAUCAUAGGAACAAUAGUCUUAGAAAAUACAAAAAUGAGUCUAGCCGUGUAGAAGAGAAAGCAAACAAAUUGUAAUAACAAAAACUUUCUACUUGGUUGGAUUAUCAGGCAGUAUGAACAAAUGGAUAAAAGAAAAGAUUGGAAGAACAAUUUUCUAAAAAAAGUCAUGAAAAUCCACUUAUAACAAUAAUAAAGUUCUCAGACCACUGUAUCAGAGUGGGACACCACAUCAAAUCCACAUUAAAAUCAAACAACCGUAAAGAAGCACUAUCUUCUUCUUCUUUUUUAAUUCCCUCAAACGCCAUAUUGCUAGAUUUUUGCUAAUCUCUUCUUCCUAGUUAAUCUAAGAUAUAUCACAGUUAGGUUAACAAUAGAAUAAUAUCCUCAAUUACCCAAAUCUAGUACCUGCAUACUAUCUAAUUCAGAACCAAAGUAUCAUUGAUAUAGAAAUAAUAAUACUCCAGGAUGGGAUUGUUUCCAAGUUAGCAAUUAUUAUGAUUAAUUAUUGUUAAUUUUGGAUCGUCGUAUGUGUCUGCAUCAGAUUAUUAAAAAAAAAAACAGUGACGUGGCAAUUAGUCUUCUGAACACCGUUUACUUUAGUCAACUCGGGCAUGCUCAUUUACGUUAAACCUUUCACUGAGAAACUCUGUUUCAGAGUCUUUCUUUGUUUUUUUACCAAAACAACCAUGCGAUUCGCGGCACCACCCCCGCGCUCCGGCGAUAUCUCACCUUCUCCUUCGCCAGCUGCUUCACCGUCUCUUUCACCGUAUUCAGGAGUACCAGAGGAGAUUCUUUCUCCUUCCUCUGAUCCUCCUUUACAGUUUAGCCCCCCUUUGAUCGCCAUGGUGGUGGUUUUAGCCGCCGCUUUUCUUUUCGUGACCUACUCUCGCCUCAUCUCCCGCCGAUUCCUCUCGCCUCUCUUCCGCCGCUUCCGACGGUGGCGACAUCGUCGGCGCCGUCUCCUCCACCUAUCCUCUGCUUCAAACUCAUCCUCCGAUCUCCGAUCCUUUUCCCCUUUCCCUUUCGACUCUUUUCACUACUCCUCCUACUCACCUUACGGACUAGACGAGUCAGUCAUCAAAACGCUGCCUCUGUUUCUCUACUCCGCCGCCGCUUGCACCGGGAAGAGCCUUUCUCCUGCCACCGCGGUGGGGAAAACUCCCGCCGCCGUGGACUGCGCCGUUUGUUUGUUGGAGUUCGAGGAAGGAGAUUACGUGCGGACGCUUCCGUUGUGCUUCCAUGCUUUCCACCUUGAGUGCAUCGACGAGUGGCUCCGAUCUCACCCUAACUGUCCUCUCUGCCGCACUGCGAUUCUCCGAUCCGGCGUCGUUGCGACUACCUCGCCGUUCGUUCCCUUGAUGGCUCCUAGAAUCCGUCCAAGCCUCGAUGAAGAGAGUGACGCGAUCGUCAUCCGCACCGAAACUCCGCCGCGGAGUAAUAAUAAUUUAAACGCAACCGCGACGGUUACAGACGAUCAGGAGAUCACAGCGGCGGCGGUGGAAGAUCAAUCACCGGCAAUUUCUAGAUUCAGGGAGCUGAAGAGAUCUUACUCGUUCGAUUACGAUAGGGAGGAAUCAGCAUCAGAGAGAGUGACGAUGGAGCCAGCGACGGUUUCUCCGUGGAGAUACCGGAGAUCCACGUGGAUCAAGCAGCGUCAAUCUCCGUUCGGAAACCUGAAAUCGAGAGUGUUCUCGUUACGUUACCACAGAAGUACGAAAUCGCCGUUUUCGCGGCGGCGAUCGGGAGUGUUCUUCCCGAUAUCGGAGCGGAUUCCGGCGACGGGAAGCUCAUCGUCGCGGCGGACGAAAUCGAUGACGAGUCCGAGGUUCUUUAGAACGGCACCGCACUCGUCGAGCCGGUUAAGAUGCGGAGAUCCAGAGGCGUUGUUAUCGCCGGAGAGGUGGAGGAGGAGGGACACGUGUAGGGUAGAUAUGUAAGAUGAAAAUGGACGGUGGGGAUGAAAGGAAGAAAAAUUGAAGUGGAAGGAGGGAGCAUUAAUGGAAUGUGGGGUUUGGCAUUAAAUGGAAUUAAAAUCGACGAAACAUGCCAGACGGUGAAAGUAUUGGAGCUGGUACGACGACGUUUUAACUGUUUUUUUUUUUUUUUUCUGUUUAGUUGUAUAGUAUUGUCCUUGGAGUUAUCAAAUGCAUUAACUUCCAAAUCUGCCGAAGUUAUUAUAGAAACGAAGUCAACAAAACCACACUAGAUUUCGUUUCUAUAAUAACUUUCUUUUGUCGGUCGCGCUUAUUGCUUUUUUUUCAAUUACGGAAUUUUAUGUUUGCUAAACUUUUUGUUCAUAUUACUAAUUUUAUAUUAAGCUGUCGAUUAAAUUUGACAAUAAACAACUGAUUAUUUUGUUACACUAUGGAGAAUGAUGUUCACAUUUUAUCAGGUGUGGAUCUAUUGCAUCAUUGUUGUCCUUAGAGGGUAUAUAUAGCUGCCAAAAGUUUUUGAUACAUGUUAUAUUAGUCAAAAGACUCAAAAAAUGUGAUAAUAUCUUCGGAUAAAAAGAAAAUUUUUUAUUAUUGAAUUUUUCAAAUUACAUUAGAAUUACAAGAAAACAAUACAAACCUUCAAUUUUAACGAUGAUAAAUUCGCAUGUUUAGACCAAAUAAAAAUGACUAAAUAACUAGCAUAGAGAAUGGAAGAUGCAAAGCCUUGUAUAAUAGGAACAUAUUAUAAGAAAACAUGGACUCAGAAUAUAUAUAUUAUCAAGUUGUUUGAAUGAGAAUGGGUUAUCGAAUAUGAGUAUUUGAACAGAAGAAAAACGAAGAAGUCAGAAGGCAAGAUGAAUCUUGUAUUACUCAGCUCACUGAUUCAUACCUGUAAAAAUGAAUUUCCCCAUCUUUCUCUCAUUUGUAAAAAAAAAAA